AGUGGCGGGAGUCGUGAGCAACAGUUCGACGGUGGCGCCGCCUGGUAGCGGCUAGCUUGCGUCAACAUGACCUUCGAGUCCAGCUUGACGAAUCUGUUUGCGGAUCUCUGUCGCAAAAUUGGCAGCGAGGACGGCGCUCAAGAAUGUACGAGUCUUCGCCGCGACAUCGACUUGAAUGCGUAUCCCUCCCGGCGUUUGAGGACGUGUCAAAGGUCACUCCGCGUGAAGGGACUGAAAGCUAAGCUAUACAGAAAGCUCUUCCAGUGCCUUCCGGGGCCUCUCAGAGCUGAAGGAGGAGGAGGAGGAGGAGGGGUCACGUGUGGCAGCGGUGGGGAGGAGGAGCCAGGAGCCGUCGCCACGCUGCUGGGAGCGGCGUUUGAGCUGAGGCAGGAGAGGCUGUUUGAUCAGGCAGACUCACUGGAGGAAUGCCUCGCACAGCUAUGCAGCUCUCACAAUGGGAAGCCAUGCAGUGUGAGAGAUGAGGAUGCAGCGAUACUGCGGAUGCUGCUGAGGCUGAGGAACACGGACGCGGGCGGCGCGGCACGGCCGGACGAGGGGAGCGGUGACAUCAUCGACCAUCUACCCAGACUCGUCGCGUGUGAGGCGGCGGGCGCGCCCCACACGACGCAGCAGCUUUACGGAGAUGCAUGCAGCCGACGCUACUGCGACCCUCUCGAGUACAUGCACUAUCCAAGCGAGAUAUUCGAGCGAGUGCCGAUCUCCAGUGACUGGACGCCGCGCCACGACCCGCGCGUCUUCUCCGCGUCGCCCGGAACCGACGCCAGGGGGCGCGACCUGUUCGCGGGGCGCACGGCGGCGGAGGCGCCCUCGCGGCACAUGCUGCAGACGUCUGCGUCGUUGUUCGGAGCUCUGGUUCGCGGCCGCGGCGCGCGGGGCGUCGACGUGAGGCUGCGCAUACCGCGCCUGGACGAACGCGCGUUGCUACGGUUACCCGAACAAUGCAAGGCCAAGCCCUCUGAGGAUGCUGAGGAGUUCUCGUUAGUGGGAGGAACGUGUGUGACGGGUCUGACGCCCGAUUCUGUCGCAGACAUGCUCGCUGACAGUGUCCAGUGUGGCACGUACUACCACAGGCUGGCUGAGUUCUCGCGACGACCUCUCGUGGACUCCGGCUACACGGCAGGUCUCGUGUUCGCGGCGUACCUGGGCGGCGUGCGUGCGUACCUGCACGGUUACCGCGCGUGCGUACUCGCCGCCCCGCGACACACAAGCCUCCUCAACACCACACACCUGUUCCAGCGCCUCCGCGCACAGCUCAGAUUCCUUGCCCAGCUGUGCGUGCUGGAUAGGAACAACGAUAAGGAACAAUCUUCAGCUAAAUCCUCGUUUCCAACGGGAGUGAAGCUGCUGUCGUAUGUCUACCAGGAGGCGCUGCGAAACUCUGCGUCCGAUGUUCACGCUGUUCUCUUGUCACUGCUGAAAGCGAGCUGCGAACCGUACCUGCUCUUCGUCAAGGAGUGGGUGUUCCACGGCAUCUGCCGCGACCUCUACGGAGAGUUCAUGCUGCAGGUCAACGAUGGCUGCCUCGCCGCCAGGGACAAGCGCUACUGGACGCACGGCUACAGCAUGGUGGGCGGUGGCGACACAUCGGACGCAGUCCCACUGUUCCUCACGGACCUCUGCAGAUCCAUCUAUGUCUGCGGCAAGUCCCUCAACCUGAUGAAGCUCUGCUGCCCAGAGCACUACAUAUGUAACGUGGACGAGAGGGCGCCACCGCUCAGCAUCACGUUCUCGUCGCGCGACCUCGGCUGCAUCGACGCUCGUUGCCGUGACUACUCGUCCCACGUUCGCGCGGUCGCCGGAGUCAGGUCGUCACGGCGACGGCAGGAGAUGCGACUAGCGGAGGAAGCCAAGAGGGAGUCUGCGGAGAAACUGCGACAGCACUACCUCAAAGAGAUGGCCAGGAUCAAGGGCAGUCUGGUGGAAAAGAGAGGGGAGGAGGAUGCAAGGAAGCGGGAGAGGUUCCAGGAAUUAAAGACGCACAUGGAGGAACAGAAGAAGCGGAGGCUGGAGCAUCAGCAGCAGGAGGCUGAGGAGGACACUGCUAGGAUGAAGAGACUCAGUCAGCGUGAGAUUGAGCUCGGCACCCUGGAAGCUGAGUUGGAGAGACAAGCCAGGGAGGAGAUGAUUGCUGACUACGAGCGCGUCACAGCCAAGAUGGCGGUGCGAGAGCGUCGCGCGAUCUGGAAGACGCGUCGCCUGCGUCUGAGCGGACGACGAAACCGCUUCCUGCGCGACGACGCCUCGCGCCUCGACGAGCAGCUGCGGAGGCUGAGGAACUCCGCGGAGGAUGCUGAGGAGGAUGCUGAGGCUGUGGAAGAUGCUGCAGAAGAAGCUGAGGCUGUGGAAGAUGCUGAGGCUGUGGAAGAUGCUGCAGAAGAAGCUGAGGCUGUGGAAGAUGCUGCAGAAGAUGCUGAGGCUGUGGAAGAUGCUGCAGAAGAAGCUGAGGCUGUGGAAGAUGAGGAUGAUGCUGGGGUCGGCACGACAACGCCGGCGGCUGCGUCCGCGGACGUGCGGCACCUCCUAGACUCGUUCUUCGGCGGGGCCACAGAGGGCGCCGGCGUGCACAAGGAGCCGGGCGAUCUUCUACAGCUGUCCACCAGCGAGGGCGCCUUCGUCACUCGCAACCUGCUUGAGUUCUCACUCGCAUCGCCAGGGGGCGACGUCAUCAGCCCCGAGACUGAGCGAGUCCAAGAGAGGGCGCUGAUGACGUCUGCGGCGACGUGUGCCGUCACCAGGAGGCGCUGGAAUAAAACCGAGGCGGCGAGUAGCGUAGAGCGAGAGAUUUGCGACGCCGCCGUAGACCAUGCUCACCAGGUGGCGACGGGAAGGCUGCUCGAUUUGACGGCCGCGGAUGAAGCACCAGCUCCCCCUGGCCACGACGCGGUGCGGGCGACGUUGAAGCUAGUUGAUAUCACGAUAGACGUGGCAGAGCGUAAUCCCGUGGCAACCGAUCCUGACGCCAUGGCAACCGAUGCUGCUAUUGUGAUGACUGGACUCCUCCCCAGAGGCAGGAGCCUGGAUCAUUCCGCAGAUGCGCUUCCGACCUUGAAUGCAGGCAAGGACGUUGAGAACGACGAAACAAGAGAACGUGCCUUGCCCGGCACGGAGCAAGACAUCUUCCGUGAGGCGAGUCCCAACCAGCCCGCCCAGGUGGCGCCGGUGAUGCGGCAGGUGGCGCCCCGCAGUGUCGGCAUCCCUCAUCUCGCGAGGACCACGCCUCGCCGCGUCUCGGACGAGACGUCGCCCCGUCGUCGUGGCGACGACGAUGCCGGCAUCCCGCGCAGGAUCCGCACGUCGUGGCACGUAUCCGAGAUGUCGGCGCCGCCACCAGAGGGCGCCGCGAUCCCGCGCAAGGCGAAGACGUCUCGCCGUGUGUCAGACGAGAGCUCGACGGAAUUUGCUCACAUUCCCCUGAAGGCGCGGACGGACCGUCACGUGUCGGAGACGACGGUGGCGCCAUCUAACGACGACGCGAUCCCGCGAAAGGCGCGGACGGACCGUCACGUGUCGGAGACGACGGUGGCGCCAUCUAGCGACGACGCGAUCCCGCGGAAGGCGCGGACGGACCGUCACGUGUCGGAGACGACGGUGGCGCCAUCUAGCGACGACGCGAUCCCGCGGAAGGCGCGGACGGACCGUCACGUGUCGGAGACGACGGUGGCGCCAUCUAGCGACGACGCAAUUCCGCGGAAGGCGCUGACGGACCGUCACGUGUCGGAGACGACGGUGGCGCCAUCUAACGACGACGCGAUCCCGCGGAAGGCGCGGACCGACCGUCACGUGUCGGAGACGACGGUGGCGCCAUCUAACGACGACGCGAUCCCGCGGAUGGCGCGGACGGACCGUCACGUGUCGCAGGAGAGCGAGACGGAUGCUGCGCUGGUCGCCAUGAAACACGAGCAGACGGCGGCUCAACGUCCUGUUGCCGUGGCGACCGCCACGAGCGUCCUUCCAUCGCCCGAUCGCACUUCCGCCGGCGAGAGCGAAAAACCCUCGGAGGAGGAGGACGCCGCGAGAGUGCCGCUAGGUGGCAGCACCGGUGCGGCGGCGAUCGGAGACGAGCGCCUGCAACAACGGAACGUUCACGGUCAUGCGUCGGACUCCACCGUUCAGCAGCUCAUGCGACUGGGAGACGACGUCGCCGUCAGGUGUCGCCGCCGGCGCACGAAAACAAGCGAACGUGACGACGCCUCUGCCCGUCUCGGCGCCGCGCUGCCGGUUGCCGUGGCGACGACCGAGGGGAAAGUACAGAGACGUGCUGGUAUCAAGCUGGUGAACGCUGCCAUCGUCGACUACUUCAUGGCCGACCUUGGCCUUGUCGAGCACUUCCUGACUCUGCGCCGGUUCCUAUUCCUGGAGGACGGGGAGUUUGGCCAGCGACUCAGCGAUCUGCUGUUCGAGAAGGUGAGCAGGGGAGCAAGACCACGAGAGCUGCUCAACCCUGUGGUUCUUCAUCCGUUGCUAAGCGACGCGCUGCGAUCGUCGUUGCACGGCGACAGCGCACACGCCGACAAUCUAGGAUUCCUCAUCAAGUACAUGCCGCGCGCCUUCAAUCAGACAGCACCAGACACCUUCGACUGCCUAGAACUUGCUUACAAGGUUGACUGGCCGUUGAACGUCGUUGUGACAGGGGCCUGCAUCGCCAAGUACAACAAGGUGUUCUGCUUCAUGCUGCAGCUGAAACGCGUAGUCUGGUCCCUGCAGGACGUGUGGCACUGCCUCAAGAGCAAAGAGGUCAUCGAGGUCAUGCACGUGAUGACCCAGCUCGACCUUGAACUCCUGCCAGGUCGCCUGGAUGAUCUGGUUCGCGCGAGUAACAUCAGGCUUGCCAGCGCGGGCAGCUUUCUUCUUCCCAGGUGUUUGUUGAAUAAGAAGGCAUCCCCGGUGAUGAAGGUGGUACGCGACAUCUUCUCCCUCAUCCUGACCUUCUGCGUGCAGCUGACCUCGUUGCCGUGGAAACCGGAUCCGACGGGUCGAGUGAUGAUUCAUCCGGCGUUUGAUAAGAUGAAGGAAUCCUACAAGACUUUUCAACAAUACUCCAUCUUCCUGUAUCAAUUGGUGGGCAAGCUGGCAUCGCGUGGCUACCAACCACACCUCUACAUUCUCCUGCAGAGCCUCAACUUCAACAACUACUACGUCGCCUGCGUUACCGAGAACACGUGAUCACCGCGGCAACCACCUCGCCGUCGCCGUGACGACGCGGCCCCGCGUUUGUCUCGUCAUCGUCGUUGACAUUAUUUCGUUGUUGCUGAGUGACAGAGAGAGAGAGACAGAUAGAGGAGAAGGACAAGAGAGAUGGAGAGAGUGAGAGAGUUCUAGGAAACAGA
Molecule: messenger RNA, 5348 nt
Organism: Priapulus caudatus
Lineage: Eukaryota; Metazoa; Priapulida; Priapulimorpha; Priapulimorphida; Priapulidae
Product: gamma-tubulin complex component 6-like
Exons: 24
Coding region: 67-5184 (1705 amino acids)
Biological process (GO): meiotic cell cycle; mitotic cell cycle; cytoplasmic microtubule organization
Cellular component (GO): gamma-tubulin complex; centrosome; equatorial microtubule organizing center
Molecular function (GO): microtubule minus-end binding; gamma-tubulin binding
Source: RefSeq, a predicted model, not a curated record